Messenger RNA from Bufo gargarizans (Asiatic toad), 1148 nucleotides. RefSeq lists its product as uncharacterized. The transcript is spliced from 7 exons. The record is from RefSeq and is a predicted model, not a curated record. Lineage: Eukaryota; Metazoa; Chordata; Amphibia; Anura; Bufonidae. Gene Ontology annotation, cellular component: mitochondrion; cytoplasm; cytosol. The coding region runs from base 1 to 966 and encodes 321 amino acids. Gene Ontology annotation, biological process: positive regulation of intrinsic apoptotic signaling pathway; positive regulation of release of cytochrome c from mitochondria; positive regulation of extrinsic apoptotic signaling pathway.
AUGGCAGCCUUACAAUCAGCAGGAGUAAAGGUUAUACAGGAAAACGCCCCAGCCUGUGAAGUACUAGUCAAACUUAUGGAGUUGGAGCACUCUGUUACUACUGGAGAUGUCUUUACUGCUGUGCAACACUCCAGCUGCUCACUACAUAUUCUUAAUACAAAUAUGGGCAGUCUGCAGGAAAAUGUCUCCCUCAUCAGGCGAGACCUCAGACAGGUGAAUGAGAGGCUCAAAGAGGUGGAAGAUAGAAGGCGGUCGGAAUCGGCAGGAAGUCGGGCUAUACUAUGCCUUGAUGCCACCAAAGCCUUUGAUCGUAUUGAAUGGCGCUACCUAUGGGAGGCCGGUGACCUCACAGAUAUAAAUAUAAGGAGGUGUGAAACCUCCAGGGCGGCUCCAGACGGUUUAACUCUCCUCAAGCUGCUGUCCCUUCUUACAAGGAUGAGCGUGGAACUCAUUUUUGUCGCAUUCUUGGAGCAUCAGAAGACCGUGGACGUUGAGUUUAAGGCAGAGCUCCAGUUAUUAGUACGGUCACUCAAUCAAGAUGGUGAACUGGAGACGGACAGUCAUGGUGGCGUAUCCUUUCACUGUGCAGAAAUGUCCGUAGGGCCGCAGCAUGUAGUUGAUGAAGAUCUUUGCCGCAGGAUAGGUGCUCAGUUGGCAGAGAUGGGAGACCGAUUUCAAAAAGAAGGGAGAAUCAAAACGGAAGUUGUGGAAAGCUUGGUGCACGAUAUUCUCAAUGAGUCUCUGACGGAGGAUCGCUUUGAAGAUGCCGUCAAGAGUUUGCUGAACAACCUUCCCCCUGGGACGGAAAUGGAGCAGGCCACACUGGUAGUCGCCAUGUCUUUAACUAGCAAAGUUGGUUCCAGCGUCCCCGAUCUACUGCAGAACUGCUUCACCACCGCCCUGACCUUCAUCCAGAGGAACUACAGGUCUUAUAUUGAAUGUCUUACCAGUCAGGGUGCCCACUGACCAUCAUCAACAGCAACGUUCCAAAGAAAUGUGAAGCUAUCCUGCUUUUUUUUUUCUUUUUCAUCCAUGUGCUGCAGCAAAGCUGGACAUUUGACGUCAUCCAUGUUUAUCCCCCAUUCUUUAUAUUCUCCUACGUGUCUUUGCUGUACUGUGCUUACAUAAUAAUGCAUUUUUAUGUUGAA